Molecule: messenger RNA, 2171 nt
Organism: Eupeodes corollae
Lineage: Eukaryota; Metazoa; Arthropoda; Insecta; Diptera; Syrphidae
Gene: rho-4
Product: protein rhomboid
Exons: 5
Coding region: 482-1654 (390 amino acids)
Cellular component (GO): membrane
Molecular function (GO): serine-type endopeptidase activity; calcium ion binding
Source: RefSeq, a predicted model, not a curated record
GAAGACAGUUGAUAUUGAGGAAGGCGACGGCCGAGAAGUAGAAUAGCUCCUUUUUUGUUAUCAUUUUUCAUUAAACAUUCGAUACCGAUAGUUAUUUUUACUAAUUAUUGUGAUUGUGGGAUUUGUUUAGUUCUCCCAAAGUAUUAUUAUUUAUUUUUGCCCAACGGUUUUCAUUGAUUAAUUUACAUCUUUCCUCCGUAUUCGUAUACUUGCCGUGUAUUACUAAAACAAAAACUUCUUGCCACUUUCUAUGAGUUAACUUUUAAGUAUUUUCAAACCCAAACCCAACCCAGCCACGACAAUAUAAAAUUCUAAUGAAUCUUGCCCUUACUCAUCACAUUGACCUUUUCCAAAAGUGAAAACGCAACUGACCAAACCCUAAAGCUGCUAACAAGUGUGGCACUUGCACUUGGAAGCAUUUCCUAAGUUCCAAAGCAUCUAUCUACGAUAGUAACUAGUUUCUGUAACGGAGAAAGAAAGUAUGAGUCGUCAACGACAACAGUCACAGCAGCACGACCUAGAAUCGGCUAAUGGGUCGCGCCAACAAGAAGAAAUUCCAUUACAACGAAUGAUUUCAGUUCCAGAAGCUGAAGAUCGACAACGAAUCAGACGAAUUUUCGAUAAUCAUGACACCGAUAACGAUGGCUAUCUGGACCUUGCAGAACUUAAGCUUCUCAUUGCCCAAGGACUCUGUCAAGAUAUACCACAAGCUAUGGCACGAAAUAUUGUGGAUGUAUCGGAUGAAGAUAGAAAUGGACGUUUGGAUUUUGAAGAAUUUUACAGACUUUCUGUUAAAAACCGUUGGUUACUAUCGAGUUACAUUCACAACUAUUGUAAAAUGGUUGUGCCGAGACGAGAACAAAUACAAGGUGAUCAAAUUGAUGGAGCUUAUGAAAGGCAAAUGUCAUUUUGUCCGCCACCUCUUACUAUGAUUAUUUUCUCGAUGGUGGAGAUCAUAAUGUUCAUGAUAGAUGUCAUUCAUUUUAAGGACGAUCCAAAACAAUCGCAACACAUUGGAGAGAGUACAAAAGGUCCAGCAGCUACCUUAUUCAUAUUUAAUCCAUAUCGACGAUACGAAGGUUGGCGUUUUGUCAGCUAUAUGUUUGUGCAUGUGGGGAUAAUGCAUCUUUUUAUGAACCUUGUGAUUCAAAUCUUCCUCGGCAUUGCUCUGGAACUAGUCCAUCACUGGUGGCGUGUUGCCCUGGUGUAUUUGGCUGGGGUAUUGGCAGGAUCAAUGGGAACAUCGUUAAGCAGUCCGAAUAUUUAUCUUGCCGGUGCUUCCGGUGGCGUAUAUGCCCUUAUAACAGCUCACAUUGCCACAAUCAUCAUGAACUUUUCAGACAUGGACUACGCAAUAGUACAAUUGUUUGUGUUCCUUAUCUUCUGCUUCACUGAUCUGGGUACCUCGAUAUACCGUCAUCUAAACGAUAAACAUGACCAAAUUGGCUAUGUUGCACAUUUGUCGGGCGCCGUAGCUGGCUUACUCGUUGGCAUAGGUGUAUUGAGAAAUCUUAAAGAACGUCGCUGGGAACGUAUUCUAUGGUGGAUUGCAGUAACUUUCUACUUUGCCCUCAUGCUUGCUGGAAUUAUGUUCCAAAUCUUUUACCCAGAAUAUUUCCCCAAACAAGAACAAUGGAAUGGAAAUAUUUACUAAUUUAUGUAAAACAAGAAACAAACUAUUGCCACAAAUUCAAACGCAACAAUAUUUUUUUAUUUUUUGGUAUGAAUGUGAAAUAUAUUACCACCAAAGUGCCCUUAGAGGUUCAAUUUCAAGUCAUUUGAAUUUUUGUCAGCAUUUACAAACUAUUUAAAUAAAAAAAAAUCAAACAAACAAAAAUGUUACUUAAGAAAACAUGCAAUUUAGCAUAACAAAAAAAAAAACUAUAUGUGUAUGUAUGUAUAUCGAGCUUAAUAUUUUUGUAUUUUAUAUCAUCAGGGCUUAUUUAUAUUUUUUGUACAACUUUUUAUAAUGGUAUUUGUAUUUUUGUACACUUGAAUUUGUAUUAAAAAAAGGCAUUUCUUUACGUCCGUAUUUUUUUAAGUAGACAAUAUAAAUAUUAAGAAAUAAUUAAAGCAAAGAAAAACAAUAAACUUGACUAAAUUAUCGAUUUUAGCUAUAAGAUAAUGUUUACACAAUUUUAUUGAUAAUAUACUAUUUGCAAUUAAUUGAG